Molecule: messenger RNA, 570 nt
Organism: Exophiala mesophila
Lineage: Eukaryota; Fungi; Ascomycota; Eurotiomycetes; Chaetothyriales; Herpotrichiellaceae
Exons: 1
Coding region: 1-570 (189 amino acids)
Source: RefSeq, a predicted model, not a curated record
AUGCGUUCCAUUUCUAUUCUUCUUCCUUAUCUUGCCGUUGGAUUCGUAGCGGCCAAUGCUCCAUCUGGCCCAACUGUGACCGUCACGUCAAUCCGCACCCACACCGUCUAUCCCGUCACGAGCCCCAUCACUUGUGCCAAGCUCAGCAAGUCGGUUUUCGUGGGUACCGGUCAGGAUCAAGCUAUCGGCGAUGAAUAUGCCUCCAUCUGGGACCAUGCAAAGACCGAGUACAACGGGCAGUGGGACGAUUGGAAAAACGUGGUACCGACCUCCUUACCAACCACAACUGCUGGUCCCAAGUCGAGCAGCACUAGCUGGAGUAUUGGCACUGUGUCCUCCACUACCACCGGGCCCACCUCGUUGUCCUCUGUGAUCAGUAACUCGACCGAGGUCUGCAACGACAACCUCAAUCGUUCAAAGUGGUGCAACGGCAAGAGCAUAGCUUCGGAUAAUACCAAGAACGACUACUAUACUGGUGUCGUCCGCAAGUAUACUUUCACAAUCACCAAUACCACCCUUGUCUUCGAUGGACUAGUCGUAUGUUCUCACAAGAGUCAAGAUCUAGUUUGA